Amaranthus tricolor (Joseph's coat) is the source of this 862-nucleotide messenger RNA. RefSeq names its product nifU-like protein 2, chloroplastic. The record is from RefSeq and is a predicted model, not a curated record. The transcript has a single exon. Lineage: Eukaryota; Viridiplantae; Streptophyta; Magnoliopsida; Caryophyllales; Amaranthaceae. Bases 132 to 599 code for a protein of 155 amino acids.
UGCAAAAAGUGAAAUUAAGGGUAAGGGUAACACAAAAGGUAGAUGAUAAGGGAACAAAGCUCAUACCCACCAUUCAUUCAUUCAUACAAAGUUCCAACAUUUCCACAAAACCCAUCAAAAAAACAUAACAAAUGGCAUCCAAACUAUUACUCCCUAAUCACUACUAUCUAAAACACAAACCACCAACACCCCCAUCUUCCUUGAAACACCAUCCUAUACAUGGAAUCUCAACCUUCAUUCAUCAUCACCAAACACCACCCACCAAUGCUCGGCGGGCGAGACGACAGCUACCGGUGGUGGCAGUAUCAGCAGCAAUGCAGCCAUUGGACUUAACAGAAGAGAACAUAGAGAAGGUUCUAGAAGAUUCAAGGGUAGAAUUGGCACAACUGUUUGAUACAUCAGUGGGAAUGACAGGGGUUGCUGAACUUGCAGAGGUAGAUGGACCAUUUGUGAAGAUCAGAUUAAGAGGGAAGUUCUGGCAUAUGAGAAGUACUGUAUUGGCUAGGCUUGGUAAUUACUUAAAACAGAGGAUUCCUGAGAUUUUGGAGGUUGAUAUUGAAGAUGAGAAGCAAUUGGAUGAUAGUCCUGAGAAUUUCUGAUUUUUUUUUUUCACAUUUACAAUGAUUUUUGUGCAUAUUUAUUUUAUUUAAUAAUAAGUAUUUUCUUUUUGAUUUGUAUCUGCUACAUUCAGAAUACACUUAUUACCAUAAGUCCAGGAUGAUACCGUUCUAACGGAAACAAUUACUUUCUGAUUGGUGGUUGAUGAUGGUAAUAAAAAUAAUUUAUAGUGCAAAUUUUCAUAUGUUAUUCCAAACUUAGAUCAUAAAAAAGUUAUUUUAAUUAACAACUUUUUAUUACCGCC